Molecule: messenger RNA, 1307 nt
Organism: Chanos chanos (milkfish)
Lineage: Eukaryota; Metazoa; Chordata; Actinopteri; Gonorynchiformes; Chanidae
Gene: sertad2b
Product: SERTA domain containing 2b
Exons: 2
Coding region: 106-1239 (377 amino acids)
Cellular component (GO): nucleus
Molecular function (GO): transcription regulator activity
Source: RefSeq, a predicted model, not a curated record
UUUUCGUUCUGAUACCAUCGCUUGACUUGGAUGUAGCACUGUCAACAAUAAAGACAUUCUUCCCGAUGGUUCAUUUUAAACCUCCGUUGGAACUAGACGUGAUAUAUGUUGGGUAAAGGAGCAAAGCGGAAGUUGGAUGAGGAUGAAGAGGGGUUGGAAGGCAAAGCGUUGGCGCCGGGUGCAGGUCUGACGGCUGAUGGCUUGUCUAAAGUCUCCUACACGCUGCAGAGGCAGACCAUCUUCAACAUCUCCCUCAUGAAGCUGUACAACCACCGGGCGCUGACGGAGCCCAGGCUGGAGAAACGCGUCCUCAUCAACAACAUGCUCCGGCGCAUCCAGGAGGAGCUCAAACAGGAGGGCAACCUGCGACCUCCGCUCUUUUUCCCGCCGUCCGCACCGGCAGAGCACCCGGUGGACGAGGGAUUUGGGGAAGCACAGCCCGCCUUCAGCGUGCUCUCCAUGGUGAGCACGGCGCUAGCCCCGCCUCCGGCUCUCCCUCCCCCCCCAGUCACACCCCCCUCCUCAGGACUGUCUGGCCCCACGCCGCUGGAUGCUUGUCUGACCCCGGCCUCCCUCCUGGAGGAGGACGACGCCUCCGUCUGUACAUUGCCUUUGCCCCUGUCCCCCUCGCCCUUCCAGCAGGGCCUGUCCAGGUUUCACAGCCCUCUGAGCAGAGACAGCUUCUCCUCUGCCCUGGACAACAUUGAGGAGCUCUGCCCAUCAGCCUCAGCCGCCGCCGCUCCUAUUACUACCUCCCCCUCCUGUUUCACCGUGGCCCUGCACACGCCUCUCUUGCUCCCAGCCCUGCCCUCAGCCACAUCCGACUCCAAAGACUGCGGUAAGGCAUGCAGCCCAAAGCCAGAGGGGUUGGCCCCGCCCCCGGAGGGCCGGGCCCUGGUUGCCACAGCGACCGAGUCCAAACCCAUGGAGACGCUUCCCCCGAGCAGCCUGGACAUGAGCACCUCUCCGCCCUCCUCCUCUUCCUCAGGCUUCCUCACAGACCUGGCAUUGGACGAUAUCCUGUUCGCUGACAUCGACACCUCCAUGUACGAUUUCGACGCCUGCACCUCCACCUCGGGCACCGCCCCUUCCAAACUGUCGCCCGUGGUGACAGCCGACGACCUUCUUAAGACCCUGUCCCCCUACGGUGGCGGGACCUCCCCAGUCACCCAAAACCAGCCUUUCAAAAUGGACCUUACAGAACUGGAUCACAUUAUGGAGGUGUUGGUGGGUUCAUGACCGGCUUUAUGAGGCUUAACAAAUCAAAGAAACUCUGCAGGAGAACUGAACACUGACGACAAUAACGU